GGAAACUCGCGAGUGCGUGCUUCCAGGUGAAAAUUCCUCUCCGGUUUGGGCCCACUCUCUCGUAUUGCUGCUGAGAGAAAGAUUGCAUUUUUCUUCUUUUUUUUUUUGUUUCUGCUACGAAAAAAAAACGAGAGCGAGAACGAUCGCGCACCGGAACAACAAUGAUCGGCAGUGACUACGUGCUCGAGGCGCACAAUAUUUACCAUACAACCGAGGUUGACACCGGUGGUUGCUUCAAUGGCGGUGCCCAAUCGGCACUGGUGCUCAAAGGAGUCCACCUGACCGUUCACAGCGGCGAAGUGAUGGCCAUUCUCGGCUCGAAGGGAAGUGGAAAGCGAGCCCUGUUGGAUGUGAUUGCCCGCCGUUCGGAAGGAUCAUCCCGGGGUCAGGUGCUGCUCAAUGGAUCCCCGGUGACCAAGUCGCUGUUUCAGCAACGCUGCGGCUAUGUGACGCACUCGUGCGACUUCAUUCCGGGCUUGACGGUGGCGCAAACCUUGAACUAUACUCCCACCAUUUUGGGAGGCUACCUGAAAAGUUCCAAGGUUCGUCAGGUGCUAGCGGAUCUAGCUCUAUCGCAGGUGUCGCACAAGAAGGUCGAAAAUUUGAACAUCAGCGAAAAACGACGGCUGGCCAUCGGAGUCCAGCUGGUACGGGAUCCGGUGAUGUUGCUGCUGGAUGAACCAACGCAGGGGCUGGAUCCGUUGAGUGCAUAUCUGCUGAUCAGCAUUCUGUCCAAUUCGGCCAAAAAGACCGGCUGUGGGAUUUUGCUGUCCAUGGAGAAGCCACGGUCGGAUGUGUUUCCGUUUUUGGAUAGAGCACUGUUCCUGUGUUUGGGAGGUGCUGUCUACUCCGGAGGAACCCGAGCGAUGUUGGAGUACUUCCACGGUAUUGGAUUUCCGUGUCCGCAGCUGGAGAAUCCUCUGAUGUACUAUCUUUGCCUGUCGACGGUUGAUCGCAGAUCCCGCGAUCGCUUCCUCGAAUCCAGCCAGCAGAUCGAAGCCCUGGUGGAGCGCUUUGCCCGUGAAUCACCGCUCCCGGAGGCACCGAUCAACCCCAUCGGCAGCGGCAAGAUCCCGUUGGCCUACGGAAAGCCAGGUGAGCUGAAGGUAUGGGGCAUCCUCUACCUACGGCUGCUGGCGGCAACCUUCUCCUGCGGCACGGCCGGUAUGAAGGCCAUGUUUCUGCGACUGCUAGCCCUGCCGGCUGCGAUGGGACUGAUGUGGCUGUUCUACAACGAGACCGCGGACGAUUCGCAUGGUUUCUUCAGCAAGAGUGGGCUGAUCUUGUCCGUGCUGGGGUUGAGCUAUGGCGUCGGGAUUUGGACCACGAUUUCGUUGUUCCCAGCAUGGCGCAAGCGCUUCUGUCAGGAGUACUCGGAAGGAAUGUACACCGGCGCAACGCUGCUGGUCGCAUAUAAUGCAGUUUCGAUGCCGUUCUCGUUCAUCUCGUCUGCGGUCGGUGCAUGCGUCCUCUACCCCCUGGUUCUGAAUCCAGCCAUCCCGGACGGCCUAAUCUUCAUGUACAUCCUGAUCGCCUUGUGGUCCAGCUUCAUGCUUGCCGAACAGCUGAGUAUCGCCUUCCUAUUGGUCGUCAAAUCCCAGAUCAACGCUGCUAUUGCCGUUUCGUACAUUUUGAUCAUCUGCCUGACACUGGCCAGCGGCACUGUACGCUCGUACAAAGGCCUUUCGCCGUGGUUGCAAGAGAACGCCAAGGGGGUGCACACCAAGUAUGCCAGCUCGUUGCUCCAUUCGACGAUCUUCCAUGCACGACCGAUGGAGUGCACGCCGGGCAGUGGGGUGGUUUGUCCGCUGCCGGCCGAGUACCUGCUGGAGCGGAUCGGCAAAGCUCACCCACAGGAGAUGACCGAUAUCGCUGCCUGUAUCGCCUUUGCCCUGGGGCUGUGUGCGUUCAAUAUGUUUCUCUAUCUGCUUCCGAUGCCGCGGUGCGUCCGAAGGAAGUUUAGGGACUGAGAAGGUGGGCGACGAAUGGAGAUAAAUUAUUUACU
Molecule: messenger RNA, 2005 nt
Organism: Ochlerotatus camptorhynchus
Lineage: Eukaryota; Metazoa; Arthropoda; Insecta; Diptera; Culicidae
Product: ATP-binding cassette sub-family G member 5
Exons: 6
Coding region: 162-1970 (602 amino acids)
Biological process (GO): transmembrane transport
Cellular component (GO): ATP-binding cassette (ABC) transporter complex; plasma membrane
Molecular function (GO): ABC-type transporter activity; ATP binding; ATP hydrolysis activity
Source: RefSeq, a predicted model, not a curated record